This is a messenger RNA of Colletotrichum graminicola M1.001, 627 nucleotides long. RefSeq names its product cwf18 pre-mRNA splicing factor. Gene Ontology annotation, cellular component: post-mRNA release spliceosomal complex; U2-type spliceosomal complex. NCBI's taxonomy places the organism in Eukaryota, Fungi, Ascomycota, Sordariomycetes, Glomerellales, Glomerellaceae. The record is from RefSeq and is a predicted model, not a curated record. The transcript has a single exon. The coding region runs from base 1 to 627 and encodes 208 amino acids.
AUGUCAAGCUCGCAAGGAACCCUGAGCGCCGUCACAGACGAGCGCAAAGCGCGCCUGGCGAAGCUCAAGAACCUGAAGAGAAAACAACCAACAGACGAGGUCGUCCCGCCCGAGUCAGAACGCGCAGCCUCGCCCCCAGCAGAGCCAGAUGUAUCGAGAUUGCACCUAUCCGGUCGAAACUACGACCCCGAAGCACGAGGACCCAAACUCGGGUUUGAGGCGCCUCCGACACAAAAUUUGGAACAGCCCACGCUCGAGGAGCUUGCAGCAGAUAUCGAGGCCGACGUCAGGAAAAAGGCUGCCGAGGAAUCGCAAGACGACAAGGGCAUUGACCUGUUCAAGCUCCAACCGAAAAAGCCGAACUGGGACUUGAAAAGGGAUUUGGAGAAGAAGCUAGAGAUCCUCAACGUGCGGACGGACAAUGCAAUCGCGAAGCUUGUGAGGGAGCGCAUUACGGGGGCACAGAAUGCGGCAACACAGGCCAAGCAGGUCGACUCAGGGAGCAGAGAGGGCGACGCGGCUGGGAUGGAUGGCAUCGCGCUAGUCGAAGGAGUCCGCGUCCGCGAGAGGGAAGAAGAAGAGGACGAAAGACGACAGAAGGAAGAGGAUGACGAUUUGGCUGUUUAG